This is a messenger RNA of Anguilla anguilla (European eel), 760 nucleotides long. It is a transcript of the gene dynlt1, whose product is annotated as dynein, light chain, Tctex-type 1. The record is from RefSeq and is a predicted model, not a curated record. NCBI's taxonomy places the organism in Eukaryota, Metazoa, Chordata, Actinopteri, Anguilliformes, Anguillidae. Bases 64 to 405 code for a protein of 113 amino acids. Gene Ontology annotation, biological process: microtubule-based movement. Gene Ontology annotation, molecular function: dynein intermediate chain binding. Gene Ontology annotation, cellular component: cytoplasm; cytoplasmic dynein complex. The transcript has 5 exons.
AUUAACUCUGUUUGCAGAACUGCGCAUGCUCUAGGAAUAAAAGGGAUCUAAGCCGACAGCAUCAUGGAUGACUUCAAUGCCGGGGAGGAGACUGCCUUUGUCGUUGAUGAAGUGAGCUCCAUCAUUAAGGAGUCCGUCGAAGGAGCGAUCGGCGGAAAUGCGUAUCAGCACAGCCGAGUGAAUCAGUGGACAACAAAUGUAGUGGAGCAGUGUCUAAACCAGCUGACCAAACUCGGAAAGCCCUUCAAAUACAUAGUGACGUGCAUCAUCAUGCAGAAGAACGGUGCCGGGCUGCAGACGGCCAGUUCCUGCUUCUGGGACAACACUACUGACGGAAGCUGCACUGUCAGAUGGGAAAAUAAGUCCAUGUACUGCAUUGUCAGUGUCUUUGGGCUAGCUAUAUAAACACAGGCCUUGCAGGGUUACCUGCACCAAAACCCAGCUUAUUUUUUUGUAAUUAUCUAGUGAAUGUUUUUCCUUUUAAUACAGUGAGUUAUGUCAACCUCAAACUACAGUGCAUUCCUGUUUUGUAAAGCGAGUCUUUAGGGAAAUCAUUCAGUCAAACUUGCCGGGCAUUUCUUCCGUUUUUACCGACAGCAUAUUCAAAUUCCUGUUCCGGUUCUCAGCUGCUGUUAGCCAGUCUCUGUUACUACCAAAGUGUUUCUCUACUGCACUGUGCCGUUAACUUUUCAAGCGAAGUGCUUCUUGUGCAAAGGUUUGUUUUAUGUUUUGGAUAAACUAUUACACAUUUUCCACACUU